Messenger RNA from Odocoileus virginianus texanus, 1463 nucleotides. It is a transcript of the gene TMEM50A, whose product is annotated as transmembrane protein 50A. Gene Ontology annotation, biological process: late endosome to vacuole transport via multivesicular body sorting pathway; protein targeting to vacuole. Lineage: Eukaryota; Metazoa; Chordata; Mammalia; Artiodactyla; Cervidae. The record is from RefSeq and is a predicted model, not a curated record.
UGGGGGGCGGGGCUGCUCCAUCCGGGUAUUCAGCGGCCUGUGGGUGUUUUGUUUUCUUGGCUGGAACUUGGAGCGGUAGGUAGGAGGCCCGGCCCCGGCGCGACACCGGGAUCCGGACGUACUGCACCGGCCAGGCUGGACUUAAAACUUGACCUGAAAAAAUGUCUGGAUUUCUGGAAGGCUUGAGGUGCUCAGAGUGCAUUGAUUGGGGGGAAAAGCGCAAUACUAUUGCUUCCAUUGCUGCCGGUGUUCUAUUUUUUACAGGCUGGUGGAUUAUCAUAGAUGCAGCUGUCAUUUACCCCCGCAUGGACGAAUUCAACCACUCCUACCACGCGUGUGGUGUCAUAGCAACCAUAGCCUUCUUAAUGAUUAAUGCAGUAUCAAAUGGACAAGUCCGAGGUGAUAGUUACAGUGAAGGUUGCCUGGGUCAAACAGGUGCUCGCAUUUGGCUGUUCAUUGGUUUCAUGUUGGCCUUUGGCUCUCUGAUUGCAUCGAUGUGGAUUCUUUUUGGAGGAUACGUUGCUAAAGAAAAAGCCAUAGUAUACCCUGGGAUUGCUGUAUUUUUCCAAAAUGCCUUCAUCUUUUUUGGAGGACUCGUUUUUAAGUUUGGCCGCACUGAAGACUUAUGGCAGUGAAAGCUUCUGAUUCGUUACUGCCCAACAGCCCUGCGUGGGGUUUCUUUUUGUUUGGUUGUUUUUUUUUUUUUUGCUACUCACUCCCAGUCUUUUGUAAUGCCAUUUUCUAAACUCCUUUCUGAGUAUAGUCUCAACUUAAAUUUGUAUAAUACUAAAAUCAUGAGAACUCUCUCUAAUCAACAAGCGCAGCAAAAUCUAUUGUGAUAUACAUGUGAUUACAUUUGAUUAACUUGUAAAAUGUUGAAGAAAAGUAUUUCACGUGAGAAAUUUUUAUUACAUUUUAUCAUGUUUAUAAAAAUAAAUCACAAAAGAAAUCAUGGAAGCAUCUUAUAUGAGUAUUUGUCAUAUCCAAAAUCCAAAGCUGCAAUUAAAGUGCUCUGAAGAUUUAAUGUGUUUAUUUAAAUGUGGCCUAUUCUGUGUCAAAUACUAGAUGAAACAUAAAUAAUGAUGAAAUAUAAACAUGUUCUUGUUUUUAAAAACUAUUCAGUGGUCAGAAUUCUUUCUCACUAUCCUUUGUGUUUGCUUUAUUAAUGUAUGGUUUUGCCAAAAAUUCUGUAAAUAUUUCAGUGUAAGUAGUUAUUGAGGGUCUCCCAAGGGGUGAGUGAAUAUGUUGAAAGAGAGAAGCCCCAUAAUCUAGCCACCAGUUUCCUCAGAAGUGUCCCUUCAGUGCCACUGACUCGGCUGUGACCCUGGGCCUGGUGGGACGCUAACGGUUACUCCACAGCCACCGUGGAAGGAAAGAGGAAGCGGAGAGGGGCUUGGUCUUUACUCCGGUGACUGACUCUCUUGUUGUUGGUUUGAUAAUAAAUUGAAUUCCAUUUUGUUGUA